This is a messenger RNA of Nicotiana tabacum (common tobacco), 1475 nucleotides long. The record is from RefSeq and is a predicted model, not a curated record. NCBI's taxonomy places the organism in Eukaryota, Viridiplantae, Streptophyta, Magnoliopsida, Solanales, Solanaceae.
UUUAUGAUAUUUAUUAGCAUUAUUUGGUUUAUGCCAGGGAUGGUUUGAAAACUUGCUUUUUUGGCUAGUUCCAAAAUGAGCCAGGGAAAGUAGAUGGCUUAGUAACUCACUUGAGCAAGUUAUAUGUCACAACUUUGAAACUCAAUGUUACCUAACAAGGGAGAAGUGUAUUGUGUAUACACACACGCGCUAUACAAUGAAGAAGGGACAAGAAUAUGAUCUGACAAAAGAAUAGGACUGGUCUUUGAAAGGUGUCAGAGAAGUUCUAAUUGUCCAAUGUGUUGGCAGUCCAUAAGUCUGAAAGAUCAGAUGAGUCAAGAAUUGUUUGAGGCUGUGGAACAAGAAAGGAACUUUAGAGUUAAUGCAGAAAGAAAUGCUACACUAUUGCACCUUCCUGCGCUUGGAGAUUUUGGAUUACAGCAUUUACCUGUGGAUAUUGAUGAUCCUGAACUUGAAGAGCGCAUUCUUCAGCAUUUGGCUGCUGCUGUUUCAAUGGGAAGGGCUCACCAUGCGGGUCGAAGGGAGGGCUCAAGAAAUCGCUCAUCCACCAAUGACCGCCCACAAUUUUUUCAUCCUUAUUCCUCUCCUACCGCUUCUGUUUCACCUUCUUCUGCGGGAUCAAAUUCUGAUCCUGCUGCAGCCACAAUACCUGAUUCUUCUCUUUCCAUUACCCCCGGUAACAGUGAAUCAGCACGACAUAUGCCUCAUCUUUCAUCAGUUCAAAGUAAUCAACUUUCUGCUUCAUCAUCUCGAUCUGUUCUGAACCCAGCCACAGUAAAAGGAAUAUCUAUUGGUGAUAGACACUCUUCUAGUUCGUCUUUGACACCAAGCCAAGGGAGAGCUGGACCAUCAGACCUCCAGUCACUAUCAGAGUCCUGGAAAUCUCGAUUUAAUUCUCUAUCAAUGAAAUAUAAAGAAUCAAUCUCAAAGAAUACACGAGGGUGGAAGGAGAGAUUGUUUUCUCGAAGCUCUUCAAUGCCAGAUGUUGGUUCUGGUAGGAGCGAGGCGAAUGCUGGAAUUGCUAGUCUAUCUCGCCUGAUGGAACGCCUUGAAACUCGAGAAAAUAGUAGAGUUGGUUCUGUUGCAGUUACUAAUAUAGUGGAUUCUUCACACACACUCCAGAGAGACCAUGGUAAUAUGAGUACUCAUCUUGGAAAUGGAUUGAACAGAAACUCAACAGCUUCUGCUGCAAGUUCAGCUCGGAAUUAAGUCAUCUAUUUAAGCAUUUACCUGGCAUCUGUCCUCAGCAUUUCAUCUUUGAAUGUUAUUAACUUGCCGGGGUUCAAAUAUGACAUGCUGAGGACGAGAUCUCUUCCUUCAGUCUUUCCAAAGGAGCAAUAGCAGUUGCAACAUGAAUGUGAUUUGCCUGUAUAUUUGUUUAUAUACGUUAACGUGAAUCGAAUGUUGAAACAUAUCACUAGAAUCUGGUAGAGAUCCUUGUGUUGGAUAUUUACAAGAUACAACGUGAUAUAUUG